Molecule: messenger RNA, 1212 nt
Organism: Sphenostylis stenocarpa
Lineage: Eukaryota; Viridiplantae; Streptophyta; Magnoliopsida; Fabales; Fabaceae
Source: the annotation of a GenBank genome assembly
AUGCCCAUUAACAACGAAAAUUUUCUUUCAUUCCUUCAGCCUCAUUCCUGCCUUUUCUUAUUGCAGUUAUUUCAAUGGGUGCAUCGAAAACUUCGGCAGAAUAGUAUAGAUCCUUUCAAGGAUUUCACACUUGGAAACCCUUGUACGUGCCUUACAGUGCAGCCAACACUUGAUAAUCAAUACUCCCAGACAAAGCCAUGCAUCAGCUCCAUAAAUCAACCGAGUUUCUCAAAGUCACACCAGCAGGAAAAUCAAACAUCUUAUUCUGGGUUGGUUGACAGCAGAGAAGAUAAGUCUGAAGAAGAAACACCAGCAAUAUGCUCAGAGCUCUUUGAAGGUUUUCUAACAAUUGGAACUCUAGGUGCAGAAACUGUCACCAAUGAACCAGGCACACCAACAUUUGCUAUGCCUUCAGAAAACAUAACAAUGAGAAAUGAAGAGGUGACAGAAAAAGAACUCAAGCUCAUAAGUUAUGAGCUUGAGAAAUUUCUUGAGGCUGAAAAAGAAGAAAGUUUCCAUGAUUCAUCAGGAAGAAACAGCUAUGUUAGCAUUAUUACACUUAGUGGAAAGGAAAUAGAUGGACCCAAAGCUGAAGAUUACAGAAACAAAGCUGUAUGUCCACUGCAAGGAUAUUUACUGGGGUCCACAUUUGAACUACCCGAAACAAAACAAGUAAAGAAAGAGAGAGCAUCACUAGCUGAACUACUUUAUAGGACAAAGGCAACAAGUCAAUAUUGUACAGAGACAGAAAUAAGAGGAGAAACACAAGUCAAGCAAACACCUAAGUCUUCUGCCAUGCACAUUAUGAGAAAGAUAUUGAAAAAAGUUCACAGUUCUUCCAAAAGCUGCAACACUUCCAGAAGAGAUGCUGAUUCGGCUUCAACCCCUAAAAAACUCCACAAGGUUCUACGUAUGUUUCACAGAAAAGUCUAUCCUGAAAUCCCCAUAAUAAAUGGAAAAGAUUGCAUUAAACCCCAAAACGGUGAGAUACAAAAUGUUUCUCAGAAGUGCUUCCAUGAAUAUGAUAAUGGGAAGUCCACAAAUCCAGACAAAGGCAAAAGAUUUCAUUCUGAUACCAAAUCAAGGGAGUGGACCCAACACUGUAUGACCGAUUGGAACCCACCACAGGUUGGGUUAAUAUGCAGUAGCUCAACUGGACAUAAUGAGCACUGGAUCAGAACAGAUGCAGAGUAUUUGGUGCUGGAGCUGUAG